Molecule: messenger RNA, 2527 nt
Organism: Carassius carassius (crucian carp)
Lineage: Eukaryota; Metazoa; Chordata; Actinopteri; Cypriniformes; Cyprinidae
Product: alpha-1,2-mannosyltransferase ALG9-like
Exons: 15
Coding region: 1-1851 (616 amino acids)
Biological process (GO): protein N-linked glycosylation
Cellular component (GO): endoplasmic reticulum membrane
Molecular function (GO): alpha-1,2-mannosyltransferase activity
Source: RefSeq, a predicted model, not a curated record
AUGGCGACGAAGGCUCUCCGUCAGCGAAACAGACGGGGAAGCAAACAAGACGCGAACAACGUGAACAGCACACCUACCGCUGACAACCGAGCAACAAAUGACGACAAAUGUGUUGAGGAAAAUAACUCCAGUGACCCUCGAAAUGAGGAGUCAUCCAGUAAAGCAGGACAGGUGUGGGCUCCUGAGGGCUCCACGGCCUUCAAGUGCCUGGUUUCAGCCCGCUUCUGUGCUGCGCUGCUCAGUAACAUCUCAGACUGUGACGAAACCUACAAUUACUGGGAGCCAACUCACUACCUGCUGUAUGGAACAGGAAUGCAGACAUGGGAAUAUUCCCCGGCCUAUGCCAUUCGUUCCUAUGCGUAUCUUUGGCUCCAUGCUCUUCCUGUCUGCUUUCAUGCCAAAAUUUUACAAACCAACAAGGUCCUUGUGUUUUAUUUCCUGCGCUGCAUGCUAGCUUUUACCUGUUGUGUGUGUGAGCUCUACUUCUACAAGGCCGUGUGUAAAAAGUUUGGCUUGCAUGUGGGCCGACUUCUGCUGGCGUUCCUCGUCCUGAGUGCAGGGAUGUUCUGCUCCUCUGCAGCUUUCCUCCCCAGUACGUUUUGCAUGUACAGUACUCUGGUAGCUAUGACUGGCUGGUUCCAGGGGAGCCCAAGCCUGGCUGUGCUGGGUACUGCAGCGGGGGCCAUAGUGGGCUGGCCCUUCAGUGCUCUGCUGGGCAUACCCAUUGCCUUUGACCUGCUGUUUCUGAGGAAGAAGUGGAAGAGUUUUAUCACGUGGACUCUGGUGGCGUUGCUCCUCUUUCUGGUCCCUGCUGUUGUAGUAGACAGCUACUACUAUGGCAAGCUGGUGAUUGCUCCUCUGAAUAUAAUACUAUACAAUGUGUUUACUCCUCAUGGUCCAGAUCUUUAUGGCACAGAGCCCUGGCAUUACUACUUUGUGAAUGGUUUCCUUAAUUUCAACAUUGUAUUUGUGUUGGCCCUCUUUUCUCUUCCUCUCACGGCGCUUAUGGAGGCAAUGAUUCAAAGAUUCAAUGUUCAGAACCUCGGCCAGCCGUACUGUUUAACCCUGUCUCCUAUGUACUUGUGGAUGCUGGUGUUCUUCACCCGACCACAUAAAGAGGAGCGCUUUCUGUUUCCCAUCUACCCUCUCAUCUGUCUGUGUGGGGCGGUGGCUCUCUCAGCACUGCAGAAGUGCCAUCACUUCAUAUUGCAGCGCUAUCGUCUGCAGCACUACACCUACUCCUCCAACUGGCUGGCUCUCGGCUCCGUGCUGCUGUUUGGAGUGCUCUCGCUAUCCCGAUCUGUGGCCCUCUUCAGAGGCUAUCACGCUCCGCUGGAUUUGUAUCCAGAGUUUCAUCGCAUUGCUAAAGACCCUGCAAUCCACACGGUUCCUGAAGGAAGACUGGUCAAUGUUUGUGCGGGGAAAGAGUGGUACCGCUUCCCCAGCAGUUUUCUCCUGCCCAACAACUGGCACUUGCAGUUUAUCCAGUCAGAGUUCAGGGGUCAGUUACCUAAGCCGUAUUCCAUGGAUCCCGAUGCCACCUGGACAAUCCCAGCAGACAUGAAUGAUCAGAAUCUUGAGGAGCCGUCACGAUACGUAGAACUGAAGCAGUGUCAUUACCUGGUGGAUCUGGCGACUGAAACAGAAGCCCCUCGUGAACCACGAUACGCCACUAACAAAGAGGAGUGGAGCAUUAUUGCCGAAAAGCCUUUUCUAGACACUAACAGGUCGUCAAGAUUGCUCAGGGCCUUUUUUAUCCCCUUUCUGUCUGAGCAGUUCACCACCUACAGCAGAUAUGUCAUCCUCAAACCGAGACGACCCAAGCAGACCCAGAAAAGAACGCAAGGCUGACCUGCCGUUCCUGCUAUUUUUCCUUCAUUGCAUCCCUCCAUAAGUCCUGGCUUCAUCAUUUGGUCCCAAGAUGCUCCUCCUCAACUCUUUUUGUGCACACGUGUGAACAAGUGACUGCCAGAGAGACCAUCUUGGCUAUCAAGCCAUGCAGUGAAGACUUCAGUGUUGCUGCAUCCUGGUCAGUUCCAGCACAGAGCAUUGAUCCCUUACCCGUCUUUCCCGAUCAUCUCCGCUUCAAUCCAUUCUCUUUGUUCCUUUAUUCCUACUUGGGCUUCUCUGCAUCUUUCUAAAGCUUUUCAGACUAUUUCUGUUUAGACAGCCCUUUAAGGACUACAGUCCCUUGUUUGCUAUGACCUCAUCCUUGAUCUGGGACAAUGAAUUGCACAUGAACAGAACAUUAAUGAAGACCCAAACCAGAUCUCACGUGUCAUCAUCCAUCCGUCCAUGCAUCCAGAGCUGAACUUCCUGUUUGAGCAACUGGUCCAGGCAAGCCCUCAGCAUCUCAGGAUGAAAGUUGCACCAAAAACUCUCUUGGUUUCCUCAAGUUCCAUCUUUGGUAAAUGUGGCCAUCGACUGCAGACCAUGACUAUUAAGUGUUUACAUUCCAAAUCACGUUUUCAUCUUCAUCAAAUUAUUGUUAACUGUGAUUGAGUCAAAUAAAAGAAGGCUGUCUUUA